This is a messenger RNA of Kluyveromyces marxianus DMKU3-1042, 1164 nucleotides long. It is a transcript of the gene DSK2, whose product is annotated as ubiquitin domain-containing protein DSK2. Gene Ontology annotation, molecular function: polyubiquitin modification-dependent protein binding. The record is from RefSeq and is a predicted model, not a curated record. The transcript has a single exon. Gene Ontology annotation, cellular component: cytosol. The coding region runs from base 1 to 1164 and encodes 387 amino acids. Gene Ontology annotation, biological process: ubiquitin-dependent protein catabolic process. Lineage: Eukaryota; Fungi; Ascomycota; Saccharomycetes; Saccharomycetales; Saccharomycetaceae.
AUGAGUGACAAGAUUACAGUUCAUAUCAAGUCUGGACAGAACAAUUGGAGCGUUGAAGUGGAGCAGAGUGCUACUAUUCGUGGGUUCAAGGAGAAGAUUAGCGAGGUGAGCGAUGUUCCAGCGGAUAACCAGCGGUUGAUUUACUCUGGGAAGAUUUUGAAGGAUGGGGAGACGGUUGAGUCGUACAAGAUCCAGGACGGGCAUUCUGUGCAUAUGGUGAAGUCUGGUGGCGCGAGGGCAGCAUCUGGGACGUCUGGAGCAUCAGCAGCUGCAGAGCCAGCAUCAGGAGCAUCAGGAGCAGCCAAUUCCAACGGUGGCGCCGCAGUUCCAAGCAACAUAUCUGCAGGUCAGACAGGCGGUUUUAAUCCGUUGGCAGAUUUGACUGGAGCACGUUACGCAGGGCUCACGAACUUGCCCUCUGCGGAUAUGUUUGGGCCUGACGGUGGAUUGAACAGCGGGGAAGGUGCAAAUGCGGAAUCGAUGCUUCACAUGCUGGAGAAUCCUAUUUUCCAGUCGCAAAUGAACGAAAUGUUGAGCAAUCCGCAGAUGGUGGACUUUUUGAUCCAGCAAAACCCUCAAUUGCAAGCAUUGGGUCCUCGGGCCAGGGAGGUUUUGCAGAGUCCGUUCUUCAGACAGAUGAUGACCGACCCACAGAUGAUCAGACAGUCGAUGCAGAUGGCUAGUUCUAUGGGUCUUUCCCCUGACGGGGGCGCAGCGUCAUCGUUCCCUGCGCCUGGAUCUGCAGGUACCCAGUCCACUACUGCCACGCGAGAUGAUGCGUCUGGGACCUCUGGAAACACUGGAAACACUGGCGCAUCCUCUGGAAACACCGGUGGUGCGGCCGCUAACCCAUUCGCUAGCCUCUUUGGAAAUGCUGGCGGCGCCGGUGGCGCUGCUGCUGCGGCAAACCCAUUCGCUGGCCUAUUUCCUCAGGGACAACAACCGCAAUUCAACCCAGAGUUGUUCGCAAGCAUGUUCGGUGGCGCGGCUCAACCACCCACACAGCCAGCUGACAACAGACCGCCAGAAGAGCGCUACGAAUCUCAGUUGAGACAGUUAAAUGAUAUGGGUUUCUUCGACUUCGACAGAAACGUUGCCGCGUUGAGACGCUCAGGCGGCUCUGUCCAAGGAGCACUAGAUGCUUUGCUAAAUGGCGAUGUCUAA